UCACAAUAAGAGUCCCUCCUGCAGCGCCCACUGCACAUCUCUCACUCACACUGGGGAUAAAUAAACCGAUUUAAAAUAAUGCGGAUUAAAAAACGGACUGGAUUAACUGGUGAUAAACUCCUGUGUGAUGGGGUUUAAUGGAGGGAGCGGCAUCUGCAGGUGUUUCAUUUAGAAGCUGGUCUUCAGCAGUGUUUUCCAGCCCUAAUAGCAGUUUCAGGUCAGCUCAGGUGAUGCUACAGGAUGGAGUCUGAGCUGUUAACUGGCUGGCAGAAUGAGAGGGCGGAGCUGAGGGAGGAGUUAUCCAGACUGGAGGAGGAGCUUGCCGAGAGCCGGGCAGAAAGGGAUGAGCUCCAGUCUCGGACAGAGGCACUAACCUUGCGGCUCUCUCGAGUGGUAGACCCCCCUGUGGCAUUGGGGAUGGAUGGUGAUCAGAGGGAGUGGAGGAGGAGAGUGAGAGAGGGGCGAGAGAGGGAGGCUCGGCAAGCUCUGCUCAUCCACAAACUGCAGCAAAAGGUGUUGGAGUACAGGGCACGCUGUGAGCGGAUGGAGCACCAGGUUCUAACAGAGGAGAGAGAGCGCAGAGCGAAAGAGAGAGUGCUGAGAGACGAGCACAGUGAUACUCUAGAGAGCACCCUCAUCAGGCUGGAGGAGGAACAGCAGAGGAGUGUGGCGUUGGUGGAGGUGAAUGCUUUACUGCGCUCUCAACUCAGCCAAUCAGCAGAGGCCAACCAAACCCUGCAGGACGAUCUCAGGAAGCUGACAGCAGAUUGGUCGAGAGCAGUGGAAGAGGCGGGGCAGAGGGAGAUUGAUUGGCAAAAAGAGAAAGAGGUCCUGGUGGGGUGUGUAUCUGCAGAGCGGGCCAGGCUGAUGAUGCUGUGGGGUAAAGCUGUGUCUCUGAGGCGUCAGUGCCACACUGUGAAAACCGCCACAGACAAGGAUCUGUGGGAGUUGAGGGCGGAGUUUUCUCGUCUGUCAUCAACCUUGUUCUCAAUGGGUUUCCCUCCCGUGGUGCCCCGCCCCUCCGUCCUCUCCUCCUCCACCGGGCCAAUGACCCUUGAGGAACUGAACCAGGAAACGUCCACCACUAACCAUCUAGAUGAUCAGGAGAGCCUCACCCAGCAGCUCAGGUCUAGGAUUGAAGAGUUAACAGUGACUGUCCAAGCCCUGGAGAGUGAGAGACAGAGGCAGGAGGAGGAGAGAGAGAGGAGGCAAAGAGAGGAAGAGGAGGAGAGAGAGAUGAGGCAGAGAGAGGAAGAGGAGGAGAUGGAGAAACACCAAGAGACUGAGAGAAACCUGGAGUCGGUCCAGCAGGCUGUCAAAAAGCUGUACAGGGUGCUCAGUUCUCAGAAGCUGGAGGGACAGUCCAGGAUGAGUGACCACUCUAAUAACGGUCUGCCUGCUCUACUGGCUAUUAUUGCUCAGGCUGAGAGCGCCCUCCUGUGGAAACACCAGGAGCUGCAGGAGGCUGAGGGGAGUUUGCAGAGAAUGAAGCUGGAAACACACUCUCAGGAUCAGCGAAUCACAGAGAUAGACAGAGAGAUGGCGGAGUUAGAGGAUCAGCUCAGCAACAAAGAGGCGGAGUUACAGCGUGCUAACACACAACUCAGCAGUGAGAGAGAGAUGGUGGCGUGUGUUCAGAAGCAGCUGGAGGAGAGCCAGUGGCGGGAGGAGGAGCUAAGGAGAGAGCAUGAGCGGCUGACUGAGCAAAGAGCAAGAGAGGAGGAGGAGAGACAGGAACAGCAAAGAGAGACACAGAGACGUUUGGAGGCGGAGCUUCUGGAGAACGCACAGCUGUGCGAGAGGGAGAGCCGCAGCCGUGUGGAGCUGCACAGCCUGCAGGGGGCGCUGGAGAGAGAGCGGCUGGACAGAGCACGGGCCGAGAAGGAGGCGGAGGAGAAUAAGGAUGCUCUGCUGCAGGCUCGUCAGUCCCUGCUAUCUCUCUCGUCCGCUCACACUCUGCUGAAGAGAGAAGCAGCAGAUGUAAGAGAUGCUCUGGAGAAAAUGUCCGCCUUAAAUGAAGCCCUGGUCCAGGAUAAGAGAGAGCACAACAUCCGCACACUACAGCUGGAGGAGGAGGUGGCUGAAGCUCAGUUAAAGCUGCAGAAGUUCAGCUCUGAGGUGGCGGCCCUGCAGAGGGAGCUGAAGGCUGUUACAGUGGAAACAGCAGAGUUAAGGGUUGGCAGGGAGACGGAUCUGGACGUCCUUCAGCAGCUCAGAGCUGGAGAGAGAGAGCUACAGACAGAAAUACAGACACUGAGAGAGGAGAGAGAGCAAGAGACAUCUGCUCUAGCUGAGGAGAGAGAGAAGAAUGAACAGCUGUGUGAGCAGUACAGGGUGGUGUGUGAUGAUCUGGCUGAAGCUCAGGAGGAGCUGAGCCGAGCAGCGGAGCGAGAGAGGAGAGCGGAGAGAGAGAAAGAGGAGGUGGAGAGAGAGAGAGAGCAGCUGGAGGAGAGAGUAAACGCUGUGGAGAGAGAGAGGGAUGAGAUACAACAGGACAGAGAUGAGCUCAGGGAUUUAAGUGCACGUCUGCAGCAGCAGCUGGGUGAUGUUCAGGACCAUGUCUCGUUUCUGGAGGUCCAGCGCUCACAGCUCGAGCUGCAGGUCCAAACCCUCCUGCAGGCUAAAGAUGCUCUACAAGGUGAAGUGGAGUGCGUGAGGACAGCCCUGGAAAGAGAGACGGCUCUGAGGGAGAAGGAGCGCAAUGGAGCGAAGGAGGAGAGGAGGAGGAGUGAAACAGAGAAGGAGGAGAGCGAAGCAGAGCUGAAAAAGCUGCUGAGAGAUUUAGAGCAGCACCGAACGAGAGAGGCGGAGCAGGAGAGGGAACGAGAGAGCUGGCAGAGAGAGAGGGAGGAGCUAAGUGCGGAGCUGGGGCAGAGAGAUGGAGAGAUGGAGGCGCUGAGGAGCAGGAUGGAGGCGCUUACCAAAGAAAACGAGGAGCAAUCUGAGCGGGCAAGUGAGAGCAUGAUGGAGGCGGAGCGACGGCUGCAGGAAACGAGGGAGGAAGUGGAGAGGUGGAGGCAGAGGGCGGAGGAAAGCCGGCGGGAGAGAGAGAAAGAGCGAGAGAUGCUGGAGAAGAAGGUGGAGGAGUUGAAGGAAAGAGCAGAGGAGGAGAAGAGACUGAGAGAAAGAGCGAGAGAGGAGCAGGAGAAGCAAUGGAUGAAAGAGAGGAGAGAUCUGGAGAAAGCAGCCAAAGAAGCAAGGGAUGAGGCGGAGCGAUGGAGGAGGAGAGCGGGAGAGAUGGAGAGAGUGGAGGAAGAGCGAGACGAGUUGACGAGGUUGCUGAGAGAAAGAGAGGAAGAGAUGAAGAAAAAGGAGGAUGAGAUAAAGGAACUGAGGUCCAGCCUCCAUUCCUUAGAGGAAGAGAUGGAGGGAUUAGAGAAAGAGGUGAAGGAGAAGGAGGGAUUAGAGGAACGAGCGAUGAUUCUGGAGGAUGAAAAAACACAGCUGGAGGAAAGAGAGAGAGCUAGAGACAGAGAAUGGAGCAAGUUGGAAGAGGUGCAGAAGGAUGAAAAGAGCAAGAUGAAAAGAGAGUUAGACCAGAGAGAAGGAGAGAUAGAUGAGCUCCGAAGAAGGAUGGAGGGAAUAACGGAGGACAGAGACGAAACAGAGGAUAAACUGAGGGAGAAGAACGCAGAGUUAGAGGAACUGUGGGAAGAACGGACAGAAUUAGAGCUGAGGAUAAAGAAGGGAGAAGAAAGAGAGGAGGGAUGGAAGAAGCUGGUGGAGACAGAAAGGAUGAGAGCAGAGGAGAAGAGGACAGAAGUGGAGGAGAAGCUGGAAGGAGAGAUGGAGGAGCUCAGAAGAAGGAUGGAGGGAGCAAUGAAAGAGAAGAACACAGAAUUAGAGAAAGUGAGGGAAGAACGGAUGGAGCUAGAGUGGAGGAUUAAGGAGAGAGAAGAAAGAGAGGAGGAAAGAAAGAAGCAAGCAGAGGAGAAAAGGAUCAGAGCAGAGGAAAAGAUAAAAGGAGAAAUGGAGGCACUGAAAAGAGGAAUGGAGAGAAUAAUGGAGGAGAAAAAACUGGCUGAGGACAAAUUGAGGGUGAAAGCAGCUGAGUUGGAUGAACUGAAAGAAGAAAGGAUGGAGCUGGAGUCGAGGAUGAAGGAGAGAGAAGAAAGAGAGGAGGAAUGGAAGGAACUGGCAGAGAAGGAGAAAAUCCGUGUGGAGGAGAAGCUGAAAAAAGAGAUGGAGGAGCUCAGGAAAAGGAUGGAGAGAAAAGUAAAGGAGAAGAACUCAGAAUUAGAGAAAUCAAGGGAAGAACGGAUGGAGUUAGAGCUGAGGAUGAAGGAGAGAGAAGAGGGAGAGGAGGAAAGAAAGAAGCAGGUGGUGGAGAGGAGGAACAGAGCAGAGGAGAAGAUGAAAAGAGAAAUGGAGGCGCUGAAAAGAAGGAUGGAGAGAAUAAUAGAGGAGAGGAACAAGACCGAGGAUAAACUGAGAGAGAAGAAGGCAGAGUUGGAGGAACUGAAGGAAGAAAAGAUGGAGUUGGAGUUGAGGAUGAAUGAGAGAGAAGAAAGAGAGGAGGAACAGAGGAUGCUGGCUGAGGAAGAAAAAAUGAGAGAGGAGGAGAGGAGAAUACAAGCUGAGGAGGAGAUGAAAGAAGAGAUGGAGGAGCUCAGAAGAAGGAUGGAGGGAAUAACGGAGGAGAGAAACAGUGCGGAGGACAAACUGAGGGAAAAGGUAGCGGAGUUGGAGGAACUGAAAGAAGAACGGACAGAGUUUGAGUUGAGGAUGAAUGAAAGGGAAGAAGGAGAGAAAGAACAGAGGAAGCUGGAUGAGGAAGAAAGAUUGAGGGUGGAGGAGAAGCUGAAAGGAGAGAUGGAGGAGCUCAGAAGAAGGAUGGAGGGAAUAACAGAGGAGAGAAAUGAUGCGGAGGAAAACCUCAGACAGAAGAACGCAGAAUUAGAGAAACUGAAAGCGGAACGGACAGAGCUGGAGUUAAGGAUGAACGAGAGAGAAGAAAGAGAGGAGGAAUGGAAGGAGCUGGCAGAGAAGGAGAAAAUCCAUGUGGAGGAGAAGCUGAAAAAAGAGAUGGAGGAGCUCAGGAAAAGGAUGGAGAGAACACUAAAGGAGAAGAACUCAGAAUUAGAGAAAUUGAGAAAAGAACGGAUGGAGUUGGAGUUGAGGAUGAAGGAGAGAGAAGAAAGAGAGGAGGAAACAAAGAUGCUGGUGGAAGAGGAGAAGAUUAGGAUGGAGGAGAGGACAAACCAAGUGGAGGAAAAGUUGAAGAGAGAGAUGGCUGAACUUAGAAGAAGGAUGGAGGGAAUAACAAAUGAGAGAAACGCGGCAGAGGAUGAACUGAGGGAGAAAAACACUGAAUUGGAGAAACUGAGGGAAGAACAGAUGGAGAUGGAGUUGAGGAUGAACGAGCGAGAAGAAAGAGAGGAGGAAAGGAGGAAGCUGGCAGAGAAGGAGAAGAUUAGGGUGGAGCAGAAGCUGAAAGGAGAGAUGGAGGAGCUCAGGAGAAGGAUGGAGAGAACACUAAAGGAGAAGAACUCUGAUUUAGAGAAAUUGAGGAAUGAUCGGAUGGACUUGGAGUUGAGGAUGAAGGAGAGAGAAGAAAGAGAGGAGGAAACAAAGAUGCUGGUAGAGGAAGAAAGGAUAAAAGUGGAAGAGAGUAGGAACAGAGCAGAGGAGAAGCUUAAAGGAGAGAUGGAGGUCCUCAGAAGAAGGAUGGAGGGAAUAACAGAGGAGAGAAAUGUGGCAGAGGAUGAACUGAGGGAGAAGAAUGCUGAUUUGGAGAAUUUGAGAGAAGAACGGAUGGAGUUGGAGUUGAGGAUGAAGGAAAGAGAAGAAAGAGAGGAGGAAUGGAAGAAGCUGGAGGAGGGGAGGAGAAACCGAGUAGAGGAGAAGCUGAAAGGAGAACUAGAGGUGCUUAAAAGAAGGAUGGAGAGAAUAACGGAGGAGAGAAACGAGGUGGAGGACAAACUGAGAGAGGAACGGACAGAGUUGGAGCUGAGGAUGAAGCAAAGAGAAGAAAGAGAGGAGGAAUGGAAGAAGCUGUCUGAGGAAGAAAAGAUGAGGUUUGAGGAGAAGCUGAAAGGAGAGGUGGAGAGGAAGGAUGGAGAGAUAGAAGUUCUGAAAAGAAGGAUGGAGGGAAUAAUUAAGGAGAAGAACAUUUCAGAGGAUGCAGUGAGGGAAGAACGGAUCAAGUCGGAACUGAGGAUGAAGGAGAUAGAAGUAAGAGAGGAGGAAAAGAAAAAGAUGGAAGAAGAGAUGAAGCAGACCAGAGCGAGGAUGGAGGAGAUGGAGCGAGAGAGCAAAGAAAUGAGUAAAAGAAGAGCAGAAGAACGAGAGGAAGAGCUGGAGAAACAGACCCGACUUCUAAGAACAAGAGAGCAGGACUCUCUCAGACUGAGACAAACGAUAGAGCGACAAGAAAAAGAGGAGAAGGAGAGGCGGGACGAGGUGGUGAAGCUGAGGGAGAACCUGAAGGAGGCGAGGGCGGAGCUGGAGAACGAGAGAAACCUGCGCAGAGAAAGAGAGAGAGAGCUGUCUGACCAUACGCUAACACUCCACCUGGAGCAGAGCCGGGCGGACGGAGAGAGGGAGCGAGUGCGAGUGACGGAAGAGAGGAGCGAGAGACUGAGGGUGGAGCUGGAUAAACUGUCACGCCUCGUUAGAGAGAGUGAUGGAGAGAUUCGUAGGCUGAAAAUGAGAGCGGAGGACGGAGAGAGAGAGAAGGAACGAGCCGAGGAGGCUCUGAGGCGGGCAGAAGAAGGGAUGAAGCAGCUGAGAGAAAGACGGGUGGAGGAAGAGAUUGCGAGGAUCAAGGUGGAGGAGCUUCAGCGAGAACACCUCAGCCUGGAGGAGGAGGUGAAGAGGAGGGAGAGAGACCUCAGCGCUCUGAGGGAGGAGAGCCGGAGAGAGAGAGACAGGGUGGAGCAGAAGGAGGAGGAGCUGAAGGAGGCGAGGAAGCAGAUGGAGGAGAUGGUGCUGAGGGUGGAGGCUCUCAGGCGGGAGGUGGCGAGGCUCUCGGAGGAGCGGGAGGCGGAGAGAGUGAAGGUGAGGGAGCGAGAGGAGGAGAAGGAGAAGAUGAGGGAAGGACUGAGAGCCGGACUGCAGGAGAUGACCACGCUGAGGGAGCUCCUGCAGGAGAGCCACCGAGAGGGGGAGCAUCUGAGGAGCGUUUUAAAGGAGAAGAAAGAAGAACUGAUGAGAGGAAGAGAGGAGGACGUGAGGACGGCCAGAAAAGAAGCAGAAGAUCUGCGGCUCAGAGUUCAGGUUCUGCAGAAGGAGAAGGAGGAGCUCCAGGAGAGGCUGCAGCGGCCAGAGUCAGAACUGAUGAUGGAGGAAGGAGAAGUGAGGAGGAUGGAGGAGCUGGAGGAGCAGCUGCAGAGUUUACAGAUUAAAGCAGAGCAGAGAGAGAGAGACUUGGUCAGAGAACGAGGGAGAAUUAAAGAGCUGGAGGAACGGAGGAGGAACCUGAGCAGAGAGGUGAAGCAGAAGAGCAGAGACGUGGAGGAACUGAGGAACCGAGUGGCGGAGAAAAAACAGCAGCUAGAAGAUCUUGAGCAGAGGAUGGAGUCGCUGAGGAAGGAGGAGCAGGAGUGGCAGAGUGAGAUGGAAGAGAAAGAGAGAGGAAUUGAACGAAUGGAUGUGGAGGUGAGAGAGAAGGAAAGAGCACAGAGGACAAAUGAAGGUAAAGAAGAACAGAUCUCCCUGCAGGACAGAGAGAGAGAGGAGCUGAAGAAGCGUCUGAGAGACAGAGAGUCGGAGGUGUUUUCUCUGAAAGACAGAAUGGAGGAGCUGGGGAAAGACAGACAGCGGAUGAGAAGCGCUCUGGAGAAGACUGAGGCGAAGUUGAUCGAGUAUAAAGAGAGAGUUCAGCAGCUGGAGAGAAGAACAGGAGAGAGUGGUGCAGUGGAGACAGAUGGAGGAGAAGGUGGAGGAGAGCGGGUCAGUACCAUGCAGAGAGCCGUAGCUCAGCUGGAGCUCCAGCAGAGGGCGCUGCAGCAGAGAAACAGCAGGCAGGAACAGCGGAUCGAGAAACUGAAGACUGAGAGACAGCAGCUCCGUCUUACCCUGCAGCAGGUUGAAAUGGAGAGGACCAAACUGAAACAUCAGCUUUCACAAUCUGACAAUCCAACUCAGGAUAGCGGCGCUCCGGCUGAUGCUGAUGAACUGAAGAGGCUGAGAGAACGUGUAGGAGAACUGACAGAACAGGUUGAGUAUCUGCGGCGGAUGCUGGCUCAGGAUCAUCAGGAGCGCUCUGAGUUUAUCGACCGCUCUCUGAAGAACAGUGACCGGCUGCAGUCUCUGAGAGAAGACCUGAGCCAGUCUCUGGCCGUCGUGUCCCAGCAGCUCGAUCCUCCGGUUCUGGAGUCUGAAACCCAGAGACUGGACCUCAGCAUCCGAGAGGAGGAACACAGACUUUCCCUGAGCCAGAACUGACGGGACCUCCAGCUCACUGCACUGACAGUAGAGGAGGACAGUGCUGACAGUGUGAUUGUAGCAGUUGUUGUAAUUGUUCAGGGUUCAUUAUUCCAGAUGUUCGUUACUACAUUAAAUGACUGAUCUUUGUAUUUAAGUAUUAUAUUUUUUACACUAUAUUUAUUUUUUUAUACGGAUAUAUAUUGAUGAAAUCCCAUUUUGGUUUAUUUUACUUUGGUUAAUAAAGUAAUAAAUAAAAUAAAAUA
Astyanax mexicanus (Mexican tetra) is the source of this 8633-nucleotide messenger RNA. Its product is annotated as trichohyalin. The record is from RefSeq and is a predicted model, not a curated record. The transcript has 24 exons. The coding region runs from base 241 to 8388 and encodes 2715 amino acids. Lineage: Eukaryota; Metazoa; Chordata; Actinopteri; Characiformes; Acestrorhamphidae.